UCCCAUAAUCUUUGGAACUGGACUGGAAACAAAUCUUAUUUUCAUCAAUUCUGAGUUACCCACUGGAACGAAAUCACUUUGAGAUUCAUCACCUGAUACCGACAACCUGUGUAUAAGCCAGGAACCUCCAUCUGUCACUGCAUCCUGUAUGUGAUCAGCAGCUCCUCGGAGGAAAAGACACACACGUACGCACACACACACACUGCGCUGACGCAUACAUGCUGGUGAUGUGUGUCUCUCGUUUGUACUGCAGUGACACAGAAUAAUGUUUCCGAUGUUUCUGGUCCAGCCAUAAAAUGAAUAAAUCACUCUCAUACCCUGGUCCAUACUCUCCCGUGUCGUCUACAAUCUCAACAUCUCCAAUACAGGAAGAGGAGGAUGAAGACCUGAACAAAGCUUUUGGUGUUCAGAGAUUUCAGCAGAUUCUUAGUCCGACUUCACGUGAACCUAACGAGCACCGACAAUACAGCGAGGAGGACUUCCAGUAUCAUCGUCACUCAUCACACCACACCCGUCACCCUCUGUCCAAACACACUGAUGGCCGGAGAAAGAGAACUGGGAAAAAGAAAAGGAGUAAAGAGCAACACCUGAGUGAUGACCUCAGCGUGCAGGAUGGAGAGGAAGAGGAAGAAACAUGCACGGACAAACCUGAGAGUGAGACACAGGAUGGUGUGCAGUUCUUCCUGUAUGAUGAAGAGGUUUUCCCUGCUGAUGGAGAAAGCACAGCUGAGAACAAAAACGCGCCUACAGAAACACAUGAGAGCACCACUGCAGAUGGGGAGCUCACACACUCUGAGACUGAAACACACAAUGACAACACUGUGACUGAUUCCACUAAGCACCACGCUGUGACCAUCAACGAAAGCUCUGCAACAUUUCACCCCAGCACUUUGACCUCAUCCAGUCCAACAGGAAACAUGACGGGAAAUGAGAGCACAAAAUAUGAGAGGAUUCCUGCAGACGAGGCAGAGACACACACACUUGGCUCAGCCAAUUUGGAUGACAUUAAGACUCACCGUUUCGAGGACGUUCCUGGCGUGAGGAGACACCUGGUGAGGAAAAGCACCAAAACUGCCAUAGUGCACAUCAAUAAAGAUCAUGCGGAGCCGAGCACACGCAGUCGCAAAGUUGACCGCACACCACACGAGGUGUUUGUAGAGCUGAAUGAGCUGAUCGUAGAUAAGAACCAGGAGCUGCAGUGGAGAGAGACAGCACGCUGGAUUAAGUUUGAGGAAGACGUGGAGGAGGAAACACACCGCUGGGGGAAACCACACAUCGCCUCGCUCUCGUUCCGCAGUUUACUGGAGCUCCGCAAAACCAUAGCACAUGGCACAGUGCUGCUGGAUCUAGAUCAGAAAACGUUAGCUGGAAUUUCUCACCAAGUCGUUGAGCAGAUGAUCAUCACUGACCAGAUUAGAGCUGAAGACAGAGCGAAUGUACUAAGAGCACUACUGCUGAAACACAGUCACCCGUGUGAUGAGAAAGAUCACAGCUCGUUCCCCAGAAACAUCUCAACAGCCAGUCUGGGUUCAUUAAUCUCUCAUCAUCACCAUCACCAUCACCAUCAUCAUCAUCCUCAUCCUCAUCAGACAGAGACGUCCGUCACCGAGCCACUGAUGGGGAACACAAACACAAAACACGACAACACACAGCACACACAACCUGACACAGUUGAGAAAGAACCAACUGCAGCUGCUGGCAUGCACAGAUCUAAAUCUAAACACGAGCUCAAACUGCUGGAGAAAAUUCCAGAAGAUGCAGAAGCCACUGUGGUACUUGUGGGCAGCGUUGAUUUCCUGGACCAGCCCACCAUGGCAUUUGUGCGCUUGGAGGAAGCUGUGUUACUGGACUCAGUUCUGGAGGUUCCGGUUCCUGUGAGGUUCCUCUUCAUCUUACUUGGACCAAACAACUCCAGCAUGGACUACCACCAGAUCGGACGCUCAAUUUCCACGCUGAUGUCUGAUAAGUCGUUCCAUGAAGCUGCGUAUCUGGCUGAUGAUCGUCAAGACCUUCUAAACGCCAUCAACGCUUUCCUGGACUGCAGCAUUGUUCUUCCUCCAUCUGACUUUGGGGGCGAAGACCUGCUGCGCUCCAUCACUCACUUCCAGAGAGAUAUGAUCAAAAAACGAGAGGAACAGGAUAUCAGCAUGAUGAACAAUGAACAAAAGAGCCCAGAGGAGAAAGAAUCUCUGUUGGCACGCCAUGACCGUGGUGAUGAUGAUGAUGACCCCCUGAAGCGAUCGGGUCGGCCGUUUGGAGGUUUAGUCCGAGACGCACGACGAAGAUACCCAAAAUACAUCAGUGACUUCACAGAUGCUCUGAACCCACAAUGCAUGGCGGCCAUUAUAUUUAUUUAUUUCGCUGCUCUUUCUCCUGCUAUCACAUUCGGAGGGCUGCUGGGUGAGAAGACAGAGGGUCUGAUCGGUGUGUCAGAGCUCAUCAUUGCUACAUGUAUUCAGGGAGUGAUAUUUUGCCUAUUGGGAGCACAACCACUGCUGGUAGUCGGAUUCUCCGGGCCGUUAUUAGUGUUUGAGGAAGCCUUCUUUACCUUCUGUAAGAGUAAUGAUGUGGAGUACCUGGCGGGUCGGGUAUGGAUUGGGUUCUGGCUCAUCAUAAUCGUGGUGCUCAUGGUAGCAUUUGAGGGAAGCUUCCUGGUUCGAUUCGUCUCUCGUUUCACUCAGGAGAUUUUCUCUUUCCUAAUCUCACUCAUCUUCAUCUACGAGACCUUCUCCAAACUCAUCAAGAUAUUUAAGGAACACCCACUGAAACGCUGCUCACUCCUCAACGACUCCAUGUUUAACGACUCUGAGACCUCACUGGUAGAGAAUUUCACAUUGAACUCAUUAGCAUCAAACAGCAGCUCGAAGGUAAAGGAGAAGAUUGUCGGAGAGCCGAACACAGCACUGCUUUCUCUGGUUCUCAUGGCUGGAACAUUCUUCAUUGCGUUUUACCUGCGCAAAUUCAAGAACAGCGCCUUCUUUCCAGGCAGGCUGAGGAGGGUCAUUGGAGAUUUUGGCGUUCCCAUCGCCAUCUUCAUUAUGGUGCUGGUGGAUUACACUGUUCAGGAUACAUACACACAAAAGCUGAGCGUUCCUCAUGGUUUCUCUGUGACGAGCCCUAGUAAAAGAACCUGGAUUGUGAAUCCUCUCGGCGCUUACAAGUCAUUUCCUGUAUGGAUGAUGGCAGCCAGCGUACUUCCUGCACUCCUAGUGUUUAUUCUCAUUUUUAUGGAGACACAAAUCACCACGCUGAUCGUGAGUAAAAAGGAGAGAAUGCUGGUUAAAGGUUCAGGUUUUCACCUGGACCUUCUGUUGAUUGUGUGUGUUGGUGGAACCUGUGCUUUGUUUGGUUUACCGUGGAUGGCGGCUGCGACUGUUAGGUCCGUCACGCAUGUUAAUGCGCUAACUGUGAUGAGUAAUGCUGUUGCCCCUGGUGAUAAGCCCCGAAUUCAAGAGGUCAAAGAGCAAAGAGUCACGGGACUGUUGGUGGCCGUGUUAGUGGGUCUCUCUAUCGUGAUUGGUGAAGUGUUGAGUCUGAUUCCUCUCGCUGUGCUCUUUGGGAUUUUCCUCUAUAUGGGUGUGAUGUCACUCAAUGGCAUUCAACUCAGUGAAAGAAUCAAACUGCUGCUAAUGCCAACUAAAUACCACCCCGACGAAAUCUAUGUCCGCAAGGUGCGGACACUGCGCAUGCAUCUCUUCACUGGGGUGCAGUUGGUGUGUUUGGCCAUUUUGUGGGUGGUCAUGUCGACGGCAGCGUCACUCGCUUUCCCCUUCGUCCUCAUUCUGACUGUCCCGCUAAGAAUGUUCGUUUUACCACGGAUUUUCAACUCACGCGAGAUGCAGUGUCUUGAUGCAGACGAUGCCGAGCCCACCUUCGAUGAGAAAGAGGGAGUGGACGAGUACACAGAGAUGCACAUGCCUGUGUGAUACUCACCUACACUUAUUACACUCAUCUUCUCUCUGUCCAUCCACCCAUGGUGGGAUUUCACAGCCAGGGGAAAUCGGAGUGAAGAAAGCGCUGCUGUUCAGUUUUAAGCUCAAAGAGGCAUUGCUGAGCGCAAAAACCCAGAGUUAAAAUGUCCAGUUCAACUCGUGCUUUGUUGCCAUGCCAACAAUACAUUUAUAUAUUGAAUUGAGAAAUCAAUUUGACUCAAAAAAACACAACAAACGAGUCAGUGCACAAAAGUAUUACGAUGUAAUACAUAAAUAUUAGCUAUUGUGAAAAUAAUUAAUGAAUUUUAAUAUAUUGCAAUCUAUUCAAAUCUAAUUUUAUGAUCAUGUUGAUUAAGGGUGUGUGUGUGUGUGUGUGUGUGUGUGUGUGUGUGUGUGUGUGUGUGUGUGUGUGUGUGUGUGUGCUUAAAUCGGUAACUCUAUGGAUACAGAUGAAUAAUGUGUGUGUACUUUAUUCCGUUAGAAUUAUUUACACCCUUGAUGCCAAAUUAGCUGUGUUACUCCUUUGUUGCCAAUAAUAAGGAAAUUGUUAGUAGUUUGGUUUGUAAGUUAGCAAACAAAUGAAUCAUAAUGAAUUAGCCGUAGACAUAGUUUUGGUGCAGGACCCCAUCCCUCAAACACCAGUAAUAUGUGACCAAAAUAUCCCGGUGGUUUCAUUUUUUUUUUUUUUUUAAUAAAGAGUGUUUUAAUAGAAUUCAGCUAAAGUUCAUUUUAAAAUUUUAGACAAUUAUGGUUUAAUAUAUCGGUAGCUCGUCUAGAAUCAGUGAUCUUUUUCAUAUAAUGUUACUAUAGCAUAACACGGUUACUUAAUUUUCCUAGUUUUUGCAAGACAAAGAUUGCCUAAACCAAAGAUAAGAUGGGUUUAUGUGACAAUGUAAGACACUGUCAGUAUUUUGUUGCUGAUACAAAAUUACAAACAUUAAUGAGGAAGAUACAGUACAAUGCUGCAGCCAUCCAAUGGUAGUUUAUUAGUAAUAUCUAGCAUAGCCUGCUAGUUUAGUCUAAGUUUCUCAUCUAACUUAGGCUAAAAUUAGUAAUAAAUAAUAAUGCGUAAUGAAAGUGCCUCUGAAAUUGUGUUGUGACGCGACAUUAUAGCUAGCAGAAUUGAAGUUUCUCAUCUAACUUAGGCUAAAAUUAGUAUUACAUAAUAAUGUUUAACAAGAGUGCCUCUGAAAUUGUGUUGUGAUGCUAUAUUAUAGCUAGCAGAAAGGAGAAGUAUUCAAAGUAAGAAAAUUUUGCAUACUGAAUUACAUUCUUAAUGUAAUGAACCAUGAAAAUAAAAAAUAACCUUAUAGAUAAUAUAAAACAAUUCUAAUGCCAUGUGACUCAUAGUAUGAUUCAAAAAUUAAUAGAAGCCCACGACACUAUGUUUUCUAUCUAACUAGCAACGUAUCUAACACUGUGUUUUUAAUCAUUUAUUAGCAUAAUGCUAAUUAAAGAAGAACAGUAUUCACCACUUCUGUUGUUUUUCGGUUAAGUAUUUCACUGAGUGGGUAAAAGAGAGUGAGGUUGCGUAUGAUAGUCAGCUGUACUACAUUGACAGGAAAGAGAAAGGUGCCAGUGCACUGACUGAGGUGAUUCCCACUGCUGAGCGGUUUUCCCAGAUGUAACCCGAAAACCCUUUCCAACCCAUUCAAGUUACAGUGUUAGCUGUCCAGGUUAUGUAGCUAAUGUUUAGUUCUUACAGUGAUAGCCCUUCAAUUUAUUUAAUACCUUACUUUAUUUAAUACUUUACUUUACAGAGUGAUACUAAGCUAGCUAGCUAUUUAGUUACUUAUUUUUAACUCUCCACGAAUCCCUUCGUUGUAACGCUAUCUAGCUUUUCAGGUCCACUAAUCACACAGUCAACUACAAGAUAAAAAAAUGUAUACUAAUAACAACAAUUGUUAUUUUUUUAUUUUUUAUUUAUGCAAGGGAAUCAUGUUGGUGAAAGAUAAGUAUAUGAUCUUUAAUUUUAAUAAAUCUGUUUAUUAACAUACUAGGUAUUUUAUUUUCUCUUGUCGGUUUUAGUAUUAAUAUAAUUUGUUGUGUUUUUUUUAAUUAUAUAAUAAUGAAAUGUACAUUUCUUCCUGUUUUGUUGAUGUUAUAAAUAAAUAUGUCAUUCUUUUCAGUCUCAUGCA
Messenger RNA from Pangasianodon hypophthalmus (striped catfish), 6070 nucleotides. RefSeq names its product anion exchange protein 2. Gene Ontology annotation, biological process: transmembrane transport; regulation of intracellular pH; bicarbonate transport. Bases 297 to 3926 code for a protein of 1209 amino acids. The transcript has 24 exons. Lineage: Eukaryota; Metazoa; Chordata; Actinopteri; Siluriformes; Pangasiidae. Gene Ontology annotation, cellular component: basolateral plasma membrane; apical plasma membrane; plasma membrane. The record is from RefSeq and is a predicted model, not a curated record. Gene Ontology annotation, molecular function: monoatomic anion transmembrane transporter activity; solute:inorganic anion antiporter activity.